Messenger RNA from Lactuca virosa, 702 nucleotides. NCBI's taxonomy places the organism in Eukaryota, Viridiplantae, Streptophyta, Magnoliopsida, Asterales, Asteraceae. The record is from the annotation of a GenBank genome assembly.
AUGGGGAUAGAGGGUGAGGUGGGGGUGAGAUUUUCACAUACUGGAACUUGUUCUGAGUUGCAGAUCUCGCCUGAAACCUCCAUCGUUGAAACUGUCAUCUUCAUAUUCGAUGACAUGUUUGGUUCAGUUGAAAACAGCCCAGACGUUGACUUCAGAUCGGGCCAUAGGAUCUAUCAGAUCGAUUUAUAUGUGGAGAGGGAGGGAAAGGUGGUGUCAGUAAACACUUCCAACUUGCAGUUUGGGACAAACGGUGGCAUAUAUGAAAAUUUGUGGUGUAGUGAAAUAAAAAUCCGACCUGAUCCAUCAUCUAAGAGGUUGUUUCUUAUACGCGUAAAGCUACGAAAACUUCUGGGGGAGUUUGUUCACCCAAAAUUGAUUCUUUUGAAACUGAUUGAAUAGUUCCUCAAGGGUGUAGAAGCUACCAUCAAAAGGGAACUAUAUUAAUGGCAUAGUUAUUAUAGCUUCUAGCAAUCCAUAUGAUCUUGAAAGAUACACAUGUAUGACUACCUCUCAUUUCUUCAACUUCUCAAAUAUCAAUAUAACAGUGACCCAACAGAGAAACUUCAAUGGAGGAUAACGACAUUAGAGACUGCUCAAAUGGCUACUCCAUAACCUACUUUUAGGAUAAAUCUACAUAUCAAGAACACUUGGGGUUUUUGCAUUCAUGUUUCUACAAUCAUACGAUGUACAAACAUCUAGUAU